AUGCCUCCUACCCGAGCGGCUCUUGCGGCUCUGGCUCUGUACUUCAGUGCCGCCCUGGUCACGUCCCCUGUUGGGGCUAGCCCAGUCGCAUUGCAAGCUAGAGCGCCUGCAACUAAUGAACAAUCUCUCGGACUUCUGACUACCGGCGGUUGCUCUCGUAAAAGGGCAGUAAUGGCCAUGGGAGGUGGUGGACCUGGCCAGGGCGAUGAUGAUGACUGCGAAGAUGAUGGCAGUGGUAGCAACGGCGAAUCCGAUGAUGACUGGGGCACUGGCAGCAGCAGCAGCAGCGGCAACGGCGGCGACAACGGUAGCUCCGGAGGCUCUGGAAGCUCCGGCGAUAACGGUAGCAGUGGCUCCGGCAGCGGUGGCUCCAGUGGCUCUGGUGAUAACGAUGGCAGCGGAAACGACGGCUCUAGUGGCAGCAACAACGGAGGCUCCAACGGCAGUGGCAGUGGAGACAACGGUAGCUCUGGAGGCUCUGGAAGCUCCGGUGGUAACGGUGGCAGUGGCUCCGGCAGCGGUGGCUCUGGCGGCUCCGGCGGCUCCAGUAGCCCCAGCGGCUCCAGCGGAAGUGGUUCUAACAGCGGUGGCUCCGGAGGCUCUAGUGGCUCCGGCAGCGGUUCUAGCAAUGGCGGUUCUAGCGGUUCUGGCGGCUCUAGCGGCUCUGGAAGCUCUGGCAACAACGGCUCCGGCGGCUCCAGCGGAAGUGGUUCUAACGGUGGCAGCGGUGACAGCGGUUCUAGCAAUGGCGGCUCUGGCAGCAGCAAUGGCAGUGGAAGUGGUGGUAGCGGCAGCGGCAGCGGUAGUAACGGUAAGAACACCAGUGAUGAUGGAACUAGUGGCAUUGGCACAAGCAGUGCCUCUAGUACCAUAGGAAGCGGCGGUGCUGGUACAAGCUCUAACAUCUCGUCUGCAGUUUCUGGCAGCGGUGUGUCGAGCUGCGCCAGCACCAGCUAUAAUUCAGCUUUUGAGGCGAGCGAUGCUGAACGCAAUGCGAUGGUGGCUAAGAGAGAUUCUUCAGAUGGUUCCUCGGACGAUGGCUCAGACGACGGCGGCCCAAGCGCCGCGGGUGACAGUGAUUCCAGCAGCAGCAGUGGUACGAACGAUGGUAGCAGCAACACUGGCAGCGGCUCGGCCAUCUAUCUCAGCAACGAAGGCAGCAACAACAGCAACACCAGCACAGAGGAAAUCCAGCCAGACGACGACGAUGACGAUAAACAAUCCGCGGUUAGCGGUAUUUUCUCUACCGUCGGAAAUCUGAUUGACGGUAUUCUCCGCCGUUAA
This is a messenger RNA of Aspergillus sclerotioniger CBS 115572, 1284 nucleotides long. RefSeq lists its product as uncharacterized. The record is from RefSeq and is a predicted model, not a curated record. NCBI's taxonomy places the organism in Eukaryota, Fungi, Ascomycota, Eurotiomycetes, Eurotiales, Aspergillaceae. The coding region runs from base 1 to 1284 and encodes 427 amino acids. The transcript is spliced from 2 exons.